CUUCAGUUAUCAGUAUCAGCCAGUCUCUCAGGACUUAAGUUCCCCAAAGCUUUCAAAAUGAAAACCGUUUUCGUGUUCGCUUUCUUCAUUGCUCUGGCUUUGGCCUUCGGCGAUGAUGGAGCCUACACAUACAAUGUUGGACUCGACUACAGCGAUGGACCAACCGAACAUAAGCGAUUGGCCGAAGAUGUUGAAGCUCUCGUUGUCCGUGGCUAUAUUAGCUUACUUCUUGCUACACAACAUCGAGCCCGAAACUGGUCGACAAAAAAAAGCCACACAACAAAACUGUGUUGCAAAUACGUCCCGUGGCUCAUACACCUUCACCUCUAACGAUGGCCAGGUCUACACCGUCAACUACGUUGCUGACGAAAAUGGAUUCCAGCCAGAAGCUGCCCAUCUGCCCAAGUAAUAAGGAGGGAAUAUCCUACCGGAGAAAGAAGACUCACUCUCCCAAACAGGAACACACCCCAAA
Messenger RNA from Uranotaenia lowii, 472 nucleotides. RefSeq names its product cuticle protein CP14.6-like. Bases 113 to 409 code for a protein of 98 amino acids. Gene Ontology annotation, cellular component: chitin-based extracellular matrix. The transcript is spliced from 3 exons. Gene Ontology annotation, molecular function: structural constituent of chitin-based larval cuticle. NCBI's taxonomy places the organism in Eukaryota, Metazoa, Arthropoda, Insecta, Diptera, Culicidae. The record is from RefSeq and is a predicted model, not a curated record.